Molecule: messenger RNA, 5013 nt
Organism: Hirundo rustica (Barn swallow)
Lineage: Eukaryota; Metazoa; Chordata; Aves; Passeriformes; Hirundinidae
Gene: TXNRD1
Product: thioredoxin reductase 1
Exons: 17
Coding region: 1603-3375 (590 amino acids)
Biological process (GO): cellular response to oxidative stress; glutathione metabolic process; cell redox homeostasis
Cellular component (GO): cytosol; mitochondrion
Molecular function (GO): flavin adenine dinucleotide binding; thioredoxin-disulfide reductase (NADPH) activity; glutathione-disulfide reductase (NADPH) activity
Source: RefSeq, a predicted model, not a curated record
AUUACUAAUUUUGCUAGGAACUAGAAGCUGAGACCAGUUUCUGGACCCCUUUUUUUCAGACUAACAGGAUGAGACAGAUUAUAAAUUUGAGAGGGUGAUUGUUAGAGAAGGGGGUGUUUGAAUGUUGAGUUUUUUGCCCUAGGUUCUUCUUGGAUGAAGGGGUGGUGGAUUGCAGCCCUCCAAACACAGUGCUGAUCUAGCUUGAGUGGAAGGCUGAUUGGAGGAUGUUGUUGAGUCAGUCCCCAGAUAUUCAUUGGAGAAUUAGGCUGAAAGGGACAAUUUUGUCACUUAAUGCCCUUUUUUGAGUGGGGACUUUUCUACUGGAUAUAGAGAGCUUUGAUUCAGGCUCUCAGAUGGAUGUCACUUGAAAGUUUGUCUUUCAUUUGAUCUGGCAUUCAUCAUUCCUCUGUCAGUGUUUCUUCUUUGGUUUGUCUUCAUUUUGUAAUUCCUGUCCUGCUACGCAGAGGUUAGAUUAACAGUUGUCAGUAGAUUUUUACUCUCCUUUGAGAAUACUGUGCUCUGGGGCUUUCUGCUAUUUUCUGCCUUUUUCAUAUAUUGACUGAAUUUGUUUUGCUAAGAAUGAUAAGGGUUUUUUCUCUUUUGGCUUAGGGAACUCAACACUUAGGUUGGAAAGUUCCCAGUAGAAAGUUUGUAUCUAUAUGUUUUCCCACUUAUAGAAUUUACUUUAAAUGCUUUCUGUACUCACGUAGUUGUGGUAAAAACAAAGAAUUUAUAUUUUCAGGAAGGAAAUAGGUGUUUUGGUGUAGUACUGUGUACCUCUGUCAGGACUCUGCUAACAGAAAUCUGACAAAGUAGAGCCCUUGCUUCAACUAGUUACAAAGUUGUUAUUCCACAUUAUGCCUUGGUGUUGAUCCCAUUCAAGCAGUGCCUUAUUUAAAUGCCAGGAGUUUUGAGCUCUUAGAUAUGAGAAGGGAAUUAACAAAAAUACAAUUAGAAUUAAAGGGCUUUGCAGCAACACACUGGAUAAAUAUAAACAAUAACAUAGUUUGGUGAUUUCUUAGGAGCAUGCACUUUACUCUUUUGCUUGUCAAGUCUUAAAGCUUGGUGGGUUUUGGAUUUUAAAGGCCAGCUGACAGCUCAGCCUCACUCACUCCUAGCUGGUGGGAUGGGGAGAAAAUUGGAAGAGUGAAAGUGAGGAAAACUCAUAACUGGGACAAAGACAAGUUAGUCGGUAAAGCAAAUGACACUGUGCCAGCAAGGCCACAGGUUUCCAGUUCCUCUCAGUUUUGUCAGUUCAGCUAAUUGCAAGGCAGCCUCUCAGUGUGCAUUUGUGAUAUGAUCCAGCUGGAGGUGUGUCUUUUAGGGGCUCGGGGUUUUUCCCUGGUAAUCUGAAUGAUGUAAUGGCUCUGCUGCCGUCACUACCAAAUGUUUGAGUUUGCGCAAUAGGGGAGGUAGUGACCUGUGAGGACAGUGCAGAAAUUAGCAAAUCUGGAAGAAGGAAAACCUGAAAAUUUCUCAACCUACAAAGUUCACUUGGACAUAAGAAACUCUAGGUAAAUCAUUGGAGACUUUUGCCUUGAAGCACCACUUAUAGACCUCCAGAGUGAGUAGUUGAAAGGCAAGUGCUUUCCAUGGGUGCCCAUGUCCUGCCUCUGCAGCUGGUGGGAUCCCUGGAUCACUUUUGCUGGCCAGAAGUUACACAACAAGCAGUCAAAAGUUCAGAGGUCUCGGUGCCAGAGAGGACUUUGGUUUGUGAGGAAGCUCCCUCCCAGAGGAGCCCCGAAGCUGCGAGAAGGGCAGCGCGAAGCAGCGGCAGAAACUUCCCAGCCAGUUGUUUCCGUACGAAAGAAGCAAAUAGGAGAUCAUGAGAGAACUUUAAAGGCACAUAAGGAAGAAGACAACCCUCAGAAAACAAUGGAAGUGAAUGGGCUUACGCCGGUGCCAGAUUCCUAUGACUAUGAUCUCAUUGUCAUUGGUGGAGGCUCAGGAGGUCUGGCAGCUGCCAAGGAGGCUGCCAAAUAUGAAAAGAAAGUGAUGGUGCUGGACUUUGUCAAGCCUACGCCUCAGGGAAGCUCAUGGGGUCUUGGAGGAACAUGUGUAAAUGUGGGCUGUAUACCUAAAAAAUUGAUGCACCAGGCAGCUUUACUGGGACAAGCCUUGCAAGAUUCACGCAAAUUUGGGUGGCAGUUUACAGAAGAAGUCGAACACAACUGGAUGACCAUGACAGAAUCUGUUCAGAAUUACAUUGGGUCGCUGAACUGGGGCUAUCGGGUUGCACUGAGAGACAAGAAGGUCACGUAUGAGAACGCAUAUGGAGAAUUUGUUGGGCCACACACAAUUAAGGCAACAAACAAAAAAGGAAUUGAGAAGCUGUACACAGCUGAGAGAUUUAUCAUUGCCACUGGUGAACGACCACGCUACCUGGGUAUACCUGGAGACAAGGAAUAUUGCAUUAGCAGUGAUGACCUCUUCUCUCUGCCUUACUGCCCAGGGAAAACCCUGGUGGUUGGAGCUUCUUAUGUUGCCUUGGAGUGUGCGGGAUUUCUUGCAGGCCUUGGAUUAGAUGUCACUGUAAUGGUGAGAUCCAUUCUCUUGAGAGGAUUUGACCAGGACAUGGCAAACAGAAUUGGCGAAUAUAUGAAAGAACAUGGAGUCAACUUCAUUCGGGAGUUUGUGCCAGUCAAGAUUGAACGGGUUGAGGAAGGAACUCCUGGAGUACUGAAAGUUACAGCCAAGUCUACAGCGGGGGACCAAAUGAUUGAAGGGGAAUACAACACUGUGUUGCUGGCAAUUGGACGAGAUCCAUGCACAAGAAAAAUUGGUUUGGACAAGGUUGGAGUAAAUAUCAAUGAAAAAACGGGAAAAAUUCCUGUCAAUGAUGUGGAGCAGACAAAUGUGCCGUAUAUCUAUGCUAUUGGAGAUAUCCUGCAGGACAAGCUGGAACUCACACCAGUGGCAAUCCAGGCAGGAAGGUUGCUAGUUCAGAGGCUUUAUGCUGCGGCAACCACUAAGUGUGACUAUGUGAAUGUUCCAACUACUGUAUUUACUCCUUUGGAGUAUGGAGCCUGUGGGUACGCUGAAGAGACCGCAAUGGAGAAAUUUGGGGAGGAAAACAUUGAGGUGUACCAUAGUCAUUUCUGGCCACUGGAGUGGACUGUGCCAUCCAGAGAUAACAACAAAUGCUAUGCAAAGAUAAUUUGCAAUAUUCAAGAUAACGAGAGAGUCAUUGGUUUCCAUGUCCUUGGUCCAAAUGCUGGAGAAGUCACCCAAGGGUUUGCAGCUGCUAUUAAAUGUGGAUUGACAAAAGAACAGCUGGACAACACCGUAGGGAUUCAUCCAGUCUGUGCAGAGGUAUUCACCACUCUGUCCGUGACUAAGCGUUCUGGUGAAAACACCAUUGUGAGCGGAUGCUGAGGUUAAAUUACCCCAUCCUUGCUAUUGCCAGAGACUGACUUUCAUCAAAGUGUCUGACUCCUGCAAUUCAGAACGAAGGUUUGAGGGGAAGUCACCCUUGGACACCUGCAGAAAUGUGUAGAGUUUAACCUGGACAUUCCAUCGUCCUAAGGAGAAGAGCUCCGUGGGAGUUGGCCACUUGUGGUGCCUGGCUGGCAAUUAGCAAUGCAAUGGGAAUCUUGACUGUCGAGCUGGUGAUUAGCAGGGCAUUUAAUGAAUGCUUUCAUGAAGUCAUAGCCUGAAGCCUGCAUUGUCUGGUGGGCAGUGAUGGAAGAACUGCUAGCACAGCUGGACAACAGCUGCUUUGGUUUAACUUUAUUCCUCUCUAGCUACUUUCUAGAACACUCCUUCCUAGUUCUUUCCAGAACAAAGAACUUCCCAACUCAGAAAAAUCCCCCCCAAGUUCAGAUCAGAUCAAUUGUAUCAGAUCAAAAAGCUUCUGUGUUUUGGGUCAUGACACAGCAAGUGCAAGGUCUCCUCAUGAGCAUGCACUUUACCAGCUCACAGGCCUACGGACGGCAAGUUCUACUUGUUUGAUCAUGAGGAAAAAAAUAGCCUUGGAAAAAAGUUUAGUACCACCUGAAACAACAUAUUUCUUGCCUUACAAACUGACUCUGUUAUGACUUUUUAUUUAGAGAUCCUUAUUUAAGCCUUAAAUAUUCUUCUCAAUGAGAAAGAAAAAUAAUAUAUUAAGGCCUUUUGAUACAGAAAGUUGUUGUGUUUCUUCCCUGAAAUCAUGCAUACAAUGUAGAUGUGAUGAUCUUGGCUCUUCUUGAAGCUCAUGUGAUUAUAAAGAAUCUGAUUUGGAGCUGACAAAAUUCCAAUGUUGAAUGCGUUGUACUUCCAAGAACUCUGUGCAACUUCAUUAAAUUUGAGUAAAUUUCUUUUUUUCCAGGUGAGCUGUCAUUAACUGCACUGUUUCAGGUCUAAACUGGCCACUCCGAACACAAAUGUAUUGAGAUUUCCUGGAGAUAAGUGAGCCUUUUGAAUAAAAAAAAUACACAACCCAACUACACCGCCCUAAAACAACCAACCAAACAAACCCUCCAGCCAAACUCCAAAAACCAAUAGUGAAAAAUCUGUUGUGCAGAAAGGGUCUUAAAAUUAUGUUUAGUUCCAUGUGUGCUAUGUUUUAUAUUUAAUUAAGAAAACAAUACUUUUAAAAUGGAGGUUUCCAUGAAAAUACCCGAUUCUUGAGUAUCCCUCCUGUGUCGGAUAAGAUGCAUAUUUACUUGUCAAGAAAUAGCAAAAAUGCCUCUUUGUAAUGGAAAUGAAUGUGGGUUUUGAUUUGUUUUUCCAUUUCCCUCUCUUUUAGCGGAAAGGUUUGGAUUUCCUUUAGUAAAUGGUUCUUGGGAGUUCAGUAGUGUGAUGUGAACAGGGGGUUAAUUCCCCAGCCCAGUGGGCAGAAUGCCUCAUGCCUAAAUUCCUGCCUAGUAACAAAUUAUUUUACUUCUACUGAGAUUUCUAAAAGAGUGUUGUAAGUUAUUUUUAUAAACCCAUACAUAACUGAAGGAUUUUUAGACAUAUUUUGUAUGGUAUCUAGAAUGUUCUGUGGUGGUAUUUUUCUGGCCAGUUUAAUAAAUAAAUCGAUUUGCACAA